Molecule: messenger RNA, 1169 nt
Organism: Erigeron canadensis
Lineage: Eukaryota; Viridiplantae; Streptophyta; Magnoliopsida; Asterales; Asteraceae
Product: 23 kDa jasmonate-induced protein-like
Exons: 2
Coding region: 87-794 (235 amino acids)
Source: RefSeq, a predicted model, not a curated record
CGUAUACAGUAUAUAACCUUCACUUAUAUUACUUAAUUAUUACACACACUGUUUGUUAAUUAAUAAGACUAUAACUAUAAUUAUAUAUGGCUUGUAACGUGUUUGGCAAACCUGUGAGAGGGGAAAGUAGGUUAGAUAGGGCCCUCAAGGCCUUAGAGGAUACAAACUUAGGUGGAAAGCGUGAUCAGGCAAUUCAAUAUGUCAAGCAUCAACAAUUAAAGGCUGGGGCGCAGGGUGGAUUAGUUUGCACUCUGACCAUCUUUUAUAAUGCUACCGGUGAGACCUUGUUUUAUGCCGAAGACCACUCCAAGUAUGGGAAAAUCUAUGAUUCAUAUCCGGCUAGAGUUCACAAUGGUCAGUGGGGUGCGUUCCUGCAUAUAAAAAGGUCUGUCGCGCCUACUGGCUCGGAAGGAUUUGUAGUGUAUCGUGGCAAGUGCAAUAACACAGAUUUUUGCAAGCAGCUAAUUGCUUGGGAUGUCCCUGUGAACCAAGCGCAUUUUGACAACCAUGCCUAUUGUGACAUCUAUGCUGAUGAUUGGGAUAUCAAUAAAGAUAAGGUGUAUAAAAGAAUGGAAGCUGGUAGCAAACAACAUACAACUACAAAGAAAGGAAUGGUAGUAACAUCGUCAAUUGAUGAGGGUAUUUGUCCUUUGUACGAAGCACAAUUCACUCUUGACGAAGAUGAUGCGAAUGGCGGAACUUUUAAGGGGCCCGGGGCGGCCCCAACCCCUUCCAUUUUUCCGCUAGAUAAUACAGUUUUAUCCGUAUUUUGUCAAAAAAAUAUAUUUUUCUAGUGUUAAUUGUAGCUACCAUGACUUUCGCCACCCCCUCUAAUAUUUCUUAGUGUUAAUUAAUCGUUUAGGCCCCCACUGUCAAUCUAUUACCUCAAGCUUCGUCACUCAUGUUACAUAAUAUUGCUCUGGGCACCAAGACGCGUAUGAUGAUAUAUAUACUACGUAUGUACCUGCUGUUUGAUCAACAGUAAUAUUAUUAUCAAGCUUAAAUAGUAUAUAUAGUUUCAAGCUUAAGCCUGCAGUUUGCUAGCUCAAUAGCUACUAAAUGUAACAAUAAUUAAUAAUAAAUCACGUGUAUGUGUACGUGUUAUGUUGUGAUUUCAUUAAUUAUAUGCUGAUCUAUGUAAAAGAAACUUGUUUAUCGAUCUUUAAGUA